Molecule: messenger RNA, 2238 nt
Organism: Drepanopeziza brunnea f. sp. 'multigermtubi' MB_m1
Lineage: Eukaryota; Fungi; Ascomycota; Leotiomycetes; Helotiales; Drepanopezizaceae
Source: RefSeq, a predicted model, not a curated record
AUGACGGAACUCUUUGCUAGGCAGUUAUUACCAAAAAUAUCUGGUGCCUCAAUCCUCAAUCCUCAAUCCUCAAUUAUCGGGCCUCAGGCCUCAGGUCUCAGGUCUCAGGUCUUAGGUCUCAGGUCUCAGGUCUCAGCCCUGUCGUUCCUGCCAAAGUUGUUCACCAGUUCACCAGUCCACCAGUCCACCAGUCCACCAGUUGACAAUCAAUCUGCUCUAUCUGGUCCUGUCCUGUCCCGCUGCUAUCUCCGACCCUCGACCAAGAUGUCCGACUCCUACACCACCCACACCGGCGACAUAAUCGAGCUCCCCAAAUCCUAUUGCUCCCAACACCAGGACGCUGAGGCUCCAAGCAACAUCGACGGCAGCUCUCUCACUAUCCGCGCCUCUCGCACCUCUCCAACCUUGAGCAACACCGAACGCAGCACUAUGCCCGUCCACCUCACCUGCAUCUCCCCGAGCCUCAACAUCGCCAACCGCAAAAGUACCGUCGAUCCUAUUGCGGCUUUGGUAUCCGGUUUCACUUCCACUGAAGCCAAUCGUCGCUCUUCAUGCCGUAGCACGAAUCCUCUGAUUGAGAUUGUGGGCCCGGAUGAGCUACGCAAGAGAGCACCUGCCACGCCGCCACGAUUACCACCUCAGCCGUCGGUAGAGUACCUCUUGAGCAGGAAGAAACAGACAGGAAAGAGAUCACUCGGGAAGAAGGGGAGUAUCCAGAGCGUUGCUAAUCUGACUACCGUGAGCAUGGUUUACAAUCAGUACGGGGAGUUGGUUGAGGAGAGGGAAUUGAAUGUCUCGCCGAAGAGCGAGGAUUUGAAUGUUACACAGCUGCUGAGGGUUAUUAGAAAGGCGUAUCAUCACGAGCUCCGAGAUAAGGUUGGCAAGAUCAUCACCCCACGCCCCGAUGGAAAAGCCUCUGUGCUUGUUGAUGACGGCAUCUGGAAGAAUAGACUCUCUUCGUGGGACUUCAAGCACGCGCCUCGGUCACCAAAGGCGCAGGAAGAUAUUCCAAGUGAAACUCACUCCGUUGCUGUGUACCAUGGUCCACCUCGCGUCCUUGAAAUUGGAUGUGGGGAUGGCAUGUGGUGCUUCGGUUUCAAGAAGGAACAACCGGAUUGGUUCGUCGAGGGCGUCGAUGAUACAAACCAUUGGUCGUGUAUCGAUAGAGAGAUCGAACUCGAGGACUUCAUGGUUCCAAACCCUGAAGCAGGUCCAGCUCAUCUUGGUAACCAUUUCAGCCUCGUUCACACCAGCCAAAAGGCACCAGAGUUCACGUUGCGGAACCUGAACUCCCUCCUUGCCCACUCGAAGCCGAUCUCGCACAACUUAUACGAGUUCAUCCGAGCCAGAGAGAUCUUCGACAGGAUCGAGAGUUACAAGACCUUCCUGGAUGAUAUUCGCUCGUUGUUAAAGCCUGAUGGAGUUGUUGAGUUCCUGGAAAUUGAUCCGAGACCACGAAUUUUCAGUGGCAUUCAGAAGAAGGACGAGAACGAGAAGGCCGACAGACACAAGAGCAUUCCGCAGACUGACUGGACUGAUAACAUUGCAGACAGAUUCAAGAAUCCCCUCGAUGCAGAGCUUGCAACUACGGUGCCUGGCUGGACUGAGAGAGUCGCCGAGCGAUUGAAGGCGGUCAUGGCACCUCGAGAUGGGGUUGCGGCAGCAUGUCUGAAGUCCUGGUUCCAGGGAGCAGGCUUUUGGGAUGUCAAGCAGAUUGUCCUGCCGAUCCCCGUUGGAGGAAACACAAGAUCUGGUCAACUCAUGAAAGAGUAUGUUCUCUAUCAGACCGAGCUCGAAAACUGCAUUCCCAAGCUCUGCGAGGAGUUACCCACUGUCGAGAUUUCUGAGAUUGAAUCCGGAGCCUACUUCAUGAACCUCCACAUCGUCACCGGACGCAAGCCUCAUGAACCACGCCCAGGAGACCUCCUCAUCGACGGGUCCAGACAAGAGAUGACGGCAUCCAAAUACCACGCUAUGGCUCGUCACCACGAUUCCAAGACGUCGCAGUGGAAAAGAUACGAUUUAAAAGGCAAAUUGACGACGAUGAUGCAGAGUUUGACGACGCUGACUGGCGCUCCCACAUCUCUCAAUGAAUCUCCGACGCACUUGGGCUAUGGUGGCGCAGAUGCCAAGGAUCCAUUCGAAUCUCCACCCUUCGUGCCAGAGCAGCAGAUGCCAGAUGAGGUUAGGAAGAUGUCUAGUUCCAUGAUGAAGGCCAAGCAGUCUAGGUCAGAAUAG